AUGUUGUGGAUUGGACAAUGUAUAGGUCAAGCGUUGUUUUUUCCUGACUCAUUUAAUGGGGCAGUAGGUGGAAGCGUAGAGUUUGCUCUUGACAGUCCACCACCCCCUAAUUCAGUGGACGUUGAGUGGAAUUAUGGAUUUCCAAUCAUACUUACCUUUAAAGAUGGUGUACUUAGCAUACAACCAGCAUAUAGAGACAGAGCAACUCUGGACACCACCACUCUUGCAUUGAGGCUUAUGAACCUGAGAUUCAAUGAUACUGGGACAUAUAAGCUGAGUGUAACAAACAAAGAAGGAAUUUACAAUGGACUAACUUCACUGGUAGUCUAUGAAAAUGUGUCUGACACCAAACUUACUGGUCUAAUCGAACCAUUAAUAGAGACAAAAUCAAUUGCUAAGAUUAAAUGUGACGGAAACGGCAACAUCACCUCUAUGAAGUGGAUGAAAGAUAAUAAUCCACUGAAUCCCAGUGACAGAGUCAUCUUCUCAUCUGAUAACAAAUCAGUUUCCAUCGGUCCAGUGAUCAGAUCUGACAGUGGAGAAUAUCAAUGUACUCUGGCAAAUCCUGUUAGCUCUGAGACUGCAAAACUCAAUGUUAUCAUCAACUAUGGACCAGAUAAUGUUUUGAUUGAUGGUCUGAGGGAGGUGGGUUUAGGGCAGAAGGUGUCAUUGUCUUGCUCUGCCACUUCUGUACCUUCUGCUUCAUUUACCUGGAAGUUUAAUGGAACAGUCACCGGUGUAAAUACAGAAACAUUCACUAUAGAAAAGACUGACAUCACACACAGUGGAGAGUAUCUCUGCACUGCCUGGAAUAAUGUCACAAACCAAACAAAUGACUCUCAAAGCCACUCUUUAGUAGUUAAAGAAGGUGGUGAUGGAGGAGGAGGGCUGACAACAGGUGCAAUAGUUGGGAUUGUCAUUGGUGUUUUAGUGGCAGUUGGAUGCAUAUGUGGUUUGAUUGUCUAUCUCACAAAAACUAAGAAAAUAUGUUGAUAUUUGGUGUGUUAUUUGUAAUUACAUAUAUUACACAUCACCAAGAGAAAUUUUGUAA
Triplophysa dalaica is the source of this 1051-nucleotide messenger RNA. RefSeq names its product carcinoembryonic antigen-related cell adhesion molecule 20-like. Lineage: Eukaryota; Metazoa; Chordata; Actinopteri; Cypriniformes; Nemacheilidae. Bases 1 to 993 code for a protein of 330 amino acids. The record is from RefSeq and is a predicted model, not a curated record. The transcript is spliced from 5 exons.